GGGGUGGAGAAGGAGCACCUGCCCCUGCGCCUCACGCCGCAGCCGUUUUUACCGGCUGAUACAGGACGAGGCCUUCAUGAGGAAGAGGCUCCCCGCCCUGCUCCCUUGUCUGUCAAUGCUGAGGGAAGGCUGCUUGUCCCCCAUCAGCCCAGAGGCAUGGCCUCUUGUGCAGUCUUUCAUAUGCCACAACCGAACGUUCAUCCUGGAUGGCCAUGUGCAGCUGAAGACAAGUCUGCAAACCCAGGAGCGACACCUUUUUCUCUUCACAGACAUUCUGGUUGUUGCCAAGUCCAAGUCACACUCUCAUUUCAAACUAAAGUGCCAAGCACGUCUCUGUGAGAUGUGGACAGCAUUUUGUACAGAAGAAGUCUGUGAAGGCAGCACAGACCCAGAGAGAUCCUUUGUUUUGGGCUGGCCCACCACAAACUGUGUGGCAAAUUUCAGGUCUGCAGAACAAAAGGAAACAUGGCUCUCUUUUUUGCAAAGUCGAAUAAGAGAAGAGAAGGAAAAAGACAAUCCUAAAAGGAUUCCUGUGACGAUAAUUGCAAAAGACGUGGGAACUUGUGUAUAUUCAAAAACCCUAAGUGUAACCAAUGUUGAUACAGCAAACGAUGUAAUUCUGAUGGCCCUGCAGCAGCUGGGAAUUAAUGGCUCUGAAAAAGAUUACAAGCUGUGGGUGAUUUCAGGAAGAGAACAUGCUCCUUACCCUCUUAUUGGACAUGAAUAUCCCUUUGGAAUUAAAAUGAGCCACAUUCGCGACGCUAUGCCCCAUGGAUCAAAGCACUGUGCCUGCCCCAGGCAGCUUCAGGAGUCUUUCCUGACGGAGCAGCUGCCCCAGGAGCUGCAGUGCCAGUUUGUGCUGAAGCCAAGCCAAGUGGCCGUGUGCCAGCAGCUGAACGACUUAAGCCAAAAGUCAUUUAAAAGGAAAAGAUCUAUCAUAAAUUGGGCUUUUUGGCGUGGCCCAGGCACUCAUUUGGACAAUGCACCCCUCUCCACAACAUCUGCUGCUCCUGGGAAACUCUUUGGCCUCUUGCUAACAACCAUCUGUGAGGAUGACAACCUGCCCAAACCCCUGUUGGACAUGCUUUCUCUCCUUUACCAAGAGGGCCCUUCCACCAAGGGUAUUUUCAGACGCUCUGGAAGUGCAAAAACCUUCAAAGAGCUCAAGGAGAAGCUUGAUUCAGGCUCUGAAGUGGACCUAGCCUGUGAAUCCAUAUUUGUGACAGCAUCUUUGUUUAAGGAUUUUCUUCGCAACAUCCCAGGCAGCAUUUUGUCAUCCCAGCUGUGUGAUAAGUGGGUCUCUGUGCUGGAUCAAGGAAAUACUGAAGAGAAGAUAAAAAGCAUACAAAGGUUAUUAGAGCAGCUCCCCAGAGCUAAUGUUGUUCUCCUACGUUACAUCUUUGGAGUGCUGCAUGGUAUAGAAAUGAGAUCUGAAGAGAACCAGAUGAAUGCAUUUAAUCUGGCUAUCUGCAUUGCACCUAGCUUGCUCUGGCCUCCUGUUUCCUCCACUCCUGAUAUAGAAAGUGAAUUUAUAAAAAAGAUUUCCAGUCUGGUACAGUUCCUCAUUGAGAAUUGCUGCAGGAUUUUUGGAGAUGAAAUUACCUCCCUCUUUGGAGAAAUACUGAUGACAUGCAGUAGAGAGAACAGCUCAGAUGUUGCUUCUCUCCAUCAGAAUGAUUCUUCCUAUGACAGCCUGGAAAAUGAGGCGAAUGAUGAAGCUGACUCUUCUUCUAGUGACUGGAUUAAAACCCGCGAUCAAGAUAACCGGAGCAGGGAGUCUGUCUUCACUCUGAGUGAUGGUGAUUCGGAGCAGACAGAGGUGGAUGAAAUCCAAAGCGAGACCCGAUCAAAGCAGUUGGCAAUUUCUGUUGGCAUGCACCUGAAGUUUUCAUCACAAGAAAACUCACAGAAUGAAUCUCUGCGCUCCGGCGCACUGGGUUUCUCCUCAGCCGCUACCUCAGGUGCUCUCAAAACUUCCAGGAGACACAGACGCUCCUCCGAGCCUGCAGUUGCCCUCCUUGCCUCCAGUUUUGUCCACACUGAUGAUGGUCAUGAGAAGGCAACACGCAAAGCCAGCUGUGAUGUUGUCCUAUCUCAUGAAGAUGAAGACUAUCUCUGUCAGCUUCGGUCGUUGCAGAUGGAAAGGCAAAAGCUUAGCAAUCGGAGCUUGAUUAUGGGGAUUAAUGUUGGUAAAAGUGACAACACAAAUCAAAACGUUGAAAGGAAAGACCUGUCCCAUUGUCUCCUGCCUCCAACACCAGAGGGAUUAAAUAUUUGCUCAGGAUUUAGCUGUUCUAGCCAGUCUUCUUCUGGGACAUCUCCAUCUGUGUCAUCAAUUUGCUCUCUGGACAGUGCUUUCUCACAGUUUUCAGACCAGACUCUGUUUACCCUAAGUGAAGCCUCCUGCCCUUUCGACAGCACUUUUCAAUUGCUAAAGAAACACGAAGACGCUACUGCUGCUGCUGCUGUGGCUGGUGACUAUUUGGUUACACCCACCAAGGUGCCACCAUCUCCACAACCUACUGACGCUGUGGCUGAAAGGGGCUUGGUAGAGCCCAACAGCAGGCCAGCCCCCCUGAAACCUACUGAUGGAGUUGAUGGCUAUUUGAUUAAGCCUAAAAUUCAGGCAUUGCCUCUGAAAGUCACAGGAAGAGACAGUCUUCACGAUCAAAGAGGAAGUCUAGAAAAACAUUACAGCAAUCCAAAGUUUAAAGAGACUGACCAAAGCUUUUUUGCAGAGGAAUAUUGAUGCUUAAAAUAAACACCAUAAAGAAAAUGCCUUUGGUGUUAAUGUGUGUUCAUUUUAAGUUUAACAUCCAGGUUGUUCAAAUUUAAUUGAGCAGUCCCCAGACUCACAAGUUUUCUUUUUUUUAGGAAACUGUUUGAGUAAUGUUCCGACAUAAAGCUUUGCAAGAACAUUGUAAGAAUAAUAAAAAUUGCUAAAACGCAAGCAAACAGAAGUCUCCUGAAAAUCCGGAAGGGACCCAGGAGGUAACCAAGGCCAGUGCCCUGUUCUCUGACCCUGCCAGGGCAGCAGGGUGCCUGCUGGGCCUCUCCCCUUGACCACUCGAGUGUUGAGCCUUGAAGAUGUGAGUCCCAGUCCUUUGUGCUUUUGAUGUAGUGUGCAAAGUCAGCAUAGAUUCCAUAACUGUGGUAUUAUACUACUGUUCUGAAACUGAUAAAUAUUCCCUUCAUUGUCCUCCCAGGAGUAAGUGUAUUGUUUUCUGUAUGUUUAUGUGGUAUGUUUGAUAGGUGUAGUUAUUCCUUUCACACUGCAAAAGAAAGACAAAAGUAAGCUCAAAAAUAUGUAAAGGGAAAUGCAGAAGCUUGUAACUAACACCCUGCAACUCUGUGUGUUUCAUUUAUUGUGCUUUGUUGGCUGUUCUGUUCAUGUUUAAGUUGUGGAUAUUUUCUUAACAUUGCUGUAAAUGGCAUUAUGUAUUAUUGCAAGCAGAACACACGUAAUUUUAUUAUGCAGCAUCUAAAACAUAGAAUCAUAGAAUGGUUUGGGUUGGAAGAGACCCUAAAGAUCAUCUAGUUCCAACCCUGCUGCCAUGGGCAGGAACACCUUCCACUGGAUCAGGUUUCUCAAAGCCCCAUCCAACCUGGCCUUUAAUACUUCCAGGGAUGGGGCAUCCACAGCUUCUUGGGACAACCUGUUCCAGUGCUUCCCCACCCUCAUAGGAAAGAAUUUUUUCCUAAGAUCUAAUCUAAACCUGC
Molecule: messenger RNA, 3720 nt
Organism: Manacus vitellinus (golden-collared manakin)
Lineage: Eukaryota; Metazoa; Chordata; Aves; Passeriformes; Pipridae
Gene: ARHGAP20
Product: Rho GTPase activating protein 20
Exons: 14
Coding region: 77-2749 (890 amino acids)
Biological process (GO): signal transduction; regulation of Rho protein signal transduction
Molecular function (GO): GTPase activator activity
Source: RefSeq, a predicted model, not a curated record